AUGGCGGAGAGCGAAGCAAAGGAAACGGCGGACCAGACUCUCGCGUCUGAUCUUGCAGACAAGUCCCUCGACAACCCGACCAAGACGUCUGAAGCUGCCGACGACCUAGCAAACGGAACACACGAGGACGACGAGGAGGGCGACGAAGAAGAUGGAGAGGAAGAGGUCGAGGCAGACGGUGCCACAGCAAGCACAUCUGGGAAGAAGAAGCGCAAGCCACGAAAGAAGAAGAAGAAGGCGUCUACAGACGGGAAUGUAGCCACGCAAGACAAGACUGUCCAGCAGCACAAGCCUGUCCCUGUUCACGACAUACCCUCAUUACUUCAACAACUUGCACUGUCGUCGCCGAAGAAGGAGGGCAAGCCGCAAGAUGAGUACAAGUUCUGGAACACGCAGCCCGUGCCCAAAUUCAAGGAGCCGAAUCUCCUGCAGACAACGAGUGGAGGGGAGGGUGAGGCGCUGCCCGAAGGACCCAUUCUUCCCAACGAAGUGUGCAAGGCAGCCGCGAAGCCUGAACCGGAGAAGCUGGUCGAUGGGUUUGAGUGGUGCUUGAUCGAUCUCGACGACAAGGAGGAGCUGCAAGAGUUCUACGACCUACUCUACAACCACUACGUCGAGGACACAGAUGGCUCAUUCCGCUUCAACUACUCGGUAGAGUUCCUCGCCUGGGCGUUGAAGCCGCCUGGAUGGAAGAAGGAAUGGCACAUUGGAGUGCGCACAAAGUCGACGCCUGAGGGCAAGAAGGGCAAACUGGUCGCAUCGAUCUGCGGUAUUCCUGUCACCUUGCGAGUUCGAGGGCAGAAGGUUGAAGCGAGUGAGAUCAACUUCCUUGCCAUCCACAGAAAGCUACGCAACAAGCGACUUGCCCCUGUUCUGAUCAAGGAAGUGACGCGACGAUGCUACAUCAACGGCAUCUACCAGGCCCUUUACACUGCUGGCACAUUGCUGCCAACACCGAUCAGCACUUGUCGGUACUUUCAUAGGUCGCUCGACUGGGAGCACCUGUACAAGACAGGUUUCAGCCACAUGCCCCCAGGUACAUCUGUUCUGAGGCAGAAGUACAAGUACCGAGUGGAGUCCCACAUGCAGAUUAAGAAUCUGCGACCCAUGAAGCCAGAGGAUAUCCCAGCUGUGAAGGACUUGCUUGUGCGAUACACCGAGCGCUUCCAGCUUCGCCAGGAGUUCACGGAUGAGGAGAUUGCGCACUGGAUCUGCUCAGACACUUCCAAGGGAGUUGUCUACAGUUACGUGGUUGAGGAGAACGGCAAAAUCACUGACUUCAUCUCCUACUACCUUCUCGAGUCCACCGUCCUGCGAUCCCAAAACUCCAAGAAGGAAACCAUCCGUGCUGCCUACUUGUAUUACUACGCCACCGAAGCGGCUUUCCUUAGCCAAAAGGUCAAGGCGAAGGAUGCGCAGAACGCUCUGCAAGCACGUCUCGAGUUACUCGUCCACGAUGCCUUGAUCUUGGCCAAGAAGGAUGACUUCCACGUCUUCAACGCCCUCACUCUCCUCGACAACCCACUGUUCCUGAAAGAGCAGAAGUUCGAGCCUGGAGAUGGCAAGCUGCACUACUACCUGUUCAACUGGCGGACGGCAUUGCUGCCAGGAGGAGUGGACGACAGCAACCAAAUCGACACCAACAAGAUGGGCGGUGUUGGUGUUGUCAUGCUGUAA
Zasmidium cellare ATCC 36951 is the source of this 1677-nucleotide messenger RNA. RefSeq lists its product as uncharacterized. Lineage: Eukaryota; Fungi; Ascomycota; Dothideomycetes; Mycosphaerellales; Mycosphaerellaceae. Bases 1 to 1677 code for a protein of 558 amino acids. The transcript is spliced from 2 exons. The record is from RefSeq and is a predicted model, not a curated record. Gene Ontology annotation, cellular component: cytoplasm. Gene Ontology annotation, molecular function: glycylpeptide N-tetradecanoyltransferase activity. Gene Ontology annotation, biological process: N-terminal peptidyl-glycine N-myristoylation.